Taeniopygia guttata (zebra finch) is the source of this 689-nucleotide messenger RNA. The record is from RefSeq and is a predicted model, not a curated record. NCBI's taxonomy places the organism in Eukaryota, Metazoa, Chordata, Aves, Passeriformes, Estrildidae.
GGGCGUGGCCGGGGCGUGGCCGGGGCGUGGCCGCUCGGAGCCGCCGGAGCCGCCGGAGCCGCCGCGCCCGCGAUGGAGCCCAACAGCCCCCGCAAGAUCCAGUUCACGGUCCCGCUGCUGGAGCCGCACCUGGACCCGGAGGCGGCCGAGCAGAUCCGGCGGCGUCGGCCGACUCCGGCCAACCUUGUCCUGAGCAGUGACCAAUCGUCCCCAGAGAUCGACGAGGACCGGCUGCCCAACCCCCUGCUGAAGUCCGGCCUGGCCAUGUCCCCCCGGCAGAGGAAGAAGGUGGCCAGGAGCACCCCCACCAUGAAAGAGCUGCAGAUGAUGGUGGAGCACCACCUGUGCCAGCAGCCGCAGGGCCCCGAGGAUGAGGAGGAGGCGGCGGCCGCCGCCCGCUGCCCCCGCGGCGAGCCCGGGCACCGGCACAGCCCCGGCGGCUCCUGCCCCGCCCAGGGCGGCCACCGGACACCCGCAGGGACACCCGGGGAUGGCACCCCCCAAACCGGGACCCCCCGGGCCGGAACCCCCCAAACCGGGACCCCUCGGGCCGGGACCCCCGGGACCGCGCGGCGCGGCCGGGCCGAGGACGGGACCCACAUAGAGGCUGGGGACAGCGCGGGCAGCGGCCACUAGGUGUGGCCGCAGCUGCCUGAUGCCAGCAGAGACUUUUUUAUUCCAUUUUCUAA